AUGGAUGUUGACGCAUUGUUCGAAGCUUUCGCCUUUUCUUCCGAGGUGCCCAAAAUACUAAAAUUAUUUGACCAGAUUUGCGCUGUUCUUGACAUCGACCAAAUAGACACGCCAAAUGUUUACAAACGAUUGAAAGAAAAUAUAAAGUCUUGGCGAGCACAGAAACUAUGGGGGCAUUUGGAUAAGCGUGCGGGACUAAAGGAGUAUUCCGAGCAGGAAGCUUGUAAAAAGCUGACAGUCUUGGUGGUCGGAGCAGGGCCUUGCGGAAUACGUGCUGCAAUCGAAUGUGCCCUUCUUGGAGCUUAUGUUGUUUUAGUUGAGCAACGUGGGGACUUUUUUCGCAAUAAUGUUCUCCAUAUUUGGCCAUUUGUUAUACAAGACCUUAAAGAUAUUGGUAUCAAGGUGUUCUAUCCAAAAUUUUGCAGGGGAAGUAUUGACCAUAUCAGUAUCCGUCACUUACAAUGUGCUUUAUUAAAAGUUGCGUUAGUGCUCGGUGUACAAUUUUAUUGCGAUGUCGCCUUCCAGUCACUGAAGUUUCCGGAGAUAGGUGUGGAUAGAAAAGUUGUUGGGUGGCGAGCCAAUUUUGAACCUGCCAAUCAUAUUUUGUCAACUUAUGUUUUUGAUGUAUUGAUUGGAGCUGAUGGGAAAAGAAGCAUUGUGCCGGGAUUCCCUAAGAUUGAAAUGCGUGGAAAAUUAGCCAUAGGAAUUACUGCCAAUUUUAUUAAUCGAGGUACAGUCGAAGAGGAAAAAGUUCAAGAAAUAAGUGGCGUGGCUUAUAUAUUCAACCAAAAAUUUUUCAACGAUAUGAAAGCGGCAAUGAAUGUUGAUUUGGAAAAUAUAGUAUAUUAUAAAGAUGAAACGCACUACUUCGUUAUGUGUGCUAAGAAACAAAGUCUUCUGGACAGGAGGGUUUUAAUAAAGGAUUAUGACGACAUAUCUUCGCUCUUGUCACCCUCAAAUAUUGACCAGGAAGAAUUAUGCGGUUAUGCAGUAGCUGCUGCAAAUUUUGCUACAAAUAAUAAAUUACCAGAUUUGACUUUUGCAAGAACUUCUAACGGAAAGGAGGACGUUGCUGUAUUUGACUUUACUUCGCUUUAUUCAGCAAAAUGUUCAGUGAGAGUAGUUGAAAGGCUUGAUCGACGGCUAUUAGUCGCUAUUGUUGGAGACAGCUUGCACGAACCAUUCUGGCCAAGUGGGUCGGGCUGCGCUCGUGGUUUUUUGGGAGUGUUUGAUGUAGCGUGGAUGUUAAGAAAUUACGGCCUAGGUCAACAAGGGAUAUUGCGUAUAAUUGUGGAGCGAGAAGAUAUCUACAAGCUGCUUGCUCAAGCCAAACCUGAAAAUCUGCAAAAAAAAUUGCAACAAUAUACGAUCGACCCUCGAAGCAGAUAUUUGAAUUUGGAGGUUUCAGUACAACCUUGUGAUGUUUGUGGUCUUGUCGACACAGAUAACCCUCGUGAUGUUGAUGUAGAUGAAGUAUUACCAUUGCGUGUAGACGAUGGAGAAGAAUUAGUUGAAGAAGCUUUUUUGGAAAGCUCGCGGCUAACACACAUCAAAAGUUGGGAAGAUGGGCGAGCAUUAGCUGCUUUGUUAGCGAAGUUUCGACCAAAGCUUAUAGAUUACAUCGAGUUAUGUCUCGAGACAGACGUGGAUGUUGUUUUCGAGCGCAUUGCUUCUGUUGUUGAAAGCAUGUGUGGUAUUAUAUGUAAUUUCCACUCAGCGGCGGACUGGAUCAACUUGGGCACUGUUGGGCGUAUUGACUUUAUUCAGAAACUGAUCACAAAUUUCAAGGACGACCGGGAGAGGAUGGAUGAAAUACUUCUGAAUUCUAUUCGGGCCUCAACGGCAAUGAAAAUGAGAAGUUCUGGACAUUGUAGCGAAUCUGUGAAAUUGAGGACUGAAAGUAACCGACAAUGUCAUGCAAAUGGCUUUCAUCCGGGUACAAAUUUUCGCUCCAAUUCUGCUGAAGAAGAUGACCUCGUGAUCAAAGAUUUUCUAGACAGUCGUUGUGGCGAGCUUGAUGAAGAACAAAUUCGAGAACUUUUAAUGCAACUCGAUGAAGAAGAUUUCGAGUUAGAUUCCGAAAGCAAAACUAAAAAAGAAAGUGGUACUGGUUUUGCGGAUUUUGAAGAGAUGAAUCGGAAAAUUUAUUUUGAUGAAGUCGAGACCAAACCUUACACUAAAAGGCCAGCUGUUGACAAAUUGGAUCCUAAACGUUUGAAUGCUCGAAUGUACUGGCAGGGUCAAAUUGUGCAAUCUGUGGAAAAAAUCAUAACUGGUGAGGUGGAAGCUGAAAAAUUACGGGAAUUGUAUCGGAGUAAGCAGAAGGAAGCUAAAUUACUUGCUCGUAAGAUGGACAAAAGAGACAUAACGGAAAUGGAGGAGAAGUUGGAGAAAACUGCUAUGGGUUUAUUGUUUGAUAAAGACCAUUACAGAAGCAUCACUACUAAAGAGGAAAAGAUUAUGAGCACAAACGCUGCAGCUGCUCGUCAGGUAGCUCAAGAGGGGUUCAGGAAACUCAGUGAAAAAUACAAGGAUGUUGAUGCGAAGUUAUUAAGAGCUGAUACACUUCUAAAGAAUAACGAUCUUGCGGGUGUUAAUGCAGUCACAAGGAUGCGGCAGCAAAAUCGUGAUUUGUUUGCGAAGAGGCGGCUUUCGGUGCCUUUGGCGACUGAUGGUUUGAAACCGUUACCACCACCAAAGCGAUCAGUGUCUUUUUCGGAACAACACAAUAAUCUAGUAACUAACCAACAGCACACCUGUCAGUUGUGCUUCAAACCUGCAUAUCUUGCGGAGCGAAUUCAGGUUGAAGGUGUAUCUAUACAUAAGAAAUGUUUUCGCUGCGCGUAUUGUUAUCGUCCUCUGAGGAUCGGGGAUUGUGGCCAGGAUAGGAACCUGGAAAAGUAUAAUCCUAGGUUCUUUUGCAUGCAGCACUUGAAUCUCCCCUUGCGUGAGAAGAUUAUUCGGAUAGAGAGUAAAAGAAUUUUGAGUCGGAAAGGAUCAAAAAUAAAAGCAGGUGAGCUUGGAGCGCAUGAUGCAAAUCGAAAGUCUUGCGGUGCUGAACUCUUAUCAAAUGGUCCUGUUGUAGUUCAGAAAACUUUACAGACCGAAAGUGAACCUCUAGACGUCCGGCGCAGUAGCUCUUCCAAUACGCCCUCAGUAAUCCUUGAAAAAACUUUGGAAAAAAUGCGAAUAAUGAGAAACAAUGUUAGCGCGGUAGCAGUUGUUGAGAACAGGAUAACAGAGAAAGCAGCUUUGGAAACCUUUGCGAGUGAAAAAAGAACUAACGAUGAGCAACGACCUGGACGGAGGAUGGUCAACGGUCGAGGAAAGCCGCCCCUCAUCUCUACAAAACCGCUCCCUGAGCCAACUUGUAACGAAAGUUCCUCGUCUGAUGAAAUAUCUGAUGCCGACCUCGCCGAGUUGGAAAGGAGCGUCAUUGAGAAUAUGGACAACAAUGCCAGUGAUGCAUUAAGCGAUGCUCAGGCUCUUGAGCUCAUAAAAUCUUUUGAUAGACGGCGGUCCUCGAAACAGAACCUGGAAGUGAAUUCCUCUAAAGAUAUGCCAUCUGACAAACGGCAUUCAGACAUUGGUGAAAAAAACGGCGACGUAGCUGUAAAGAAGGGUUUAGUGACGAAACCUCUUUCUUCUGACACGACCGAUACUGGGCUUUCUGAAGACGAGGAACUAAGUGUUGGUGUGGACAAUUAUUUGCUUUCUGAAAUUUACAGUAAAAGGGAUUCUAAUCCAAACGGCACAAACGGUUUAGGAGAUUUUAAGAAGAGUGAGAAUUAUAUUUCUCAAACAACGUCUUCUGUGGGAAGGACAAGGAGAGAUUUCAUACCAACUACCUCACUUCUCUCUCCAACUACAAAGAGAAUUAAUCAGCUUCGCAAAAAAGCUGAGAGGAUUAGGAAGGAACGGGAGAGUGAAAAGAUGCGGGCAGCGCAAGAGCUACAGCGUUCUCUUGAAGAAGUUGAAAUACAAAAAGCGGAAAUUAUUCAAGCUGGUUCUGAACUGGAAAAACAGCUUUGCAAGGGUACAAUUCUUUGA
Messenger RNA from Enterobius vermicularis (human pinworm), 4050 nucleotides. The record is from the annotation of a GenBank genome assembly. NCBI's taxonomy places the organism in Eukaryota, Metazoa, Nematoda, Chromadorea, Rhabditida, Oxyuridae.